Molecule: messenger RNA, 1194 nt
Organism: Diversispora eburnea
Lineage: Eukaryota; Fungi; Glomeromycota; Glomeromycetes; Diversisporales; Diversisporaceae
Source: the annotation of a GenBank genome assembly
AUGCCAGAAGAUUCGUUAGUUAAUAGUAUUUUUUCUUCUUCAAACCCAUAUUUUUCUGCUGGGGUUGGAGUACUUGGUGUAGGUACAGCUUUAGCUGUCUUACGCUCAGGAAUUGCUCGAGGUGCCGUCCUAGCCCGUCGGAUAUUACUAGUAUCUCUUGAAAUUCCUUCAAAAGAUAAAUCUUAUUUAUGGUUUUUACAAUGGAUGUCUAAACAAUCAACAAGAAGUUCUCAUGAACUUUCUGUUGAAACGAAUUAUAUACAACAUGAUAAUGGAAGUUUGACUACUUCUUUUAACUUAGUUGAACGUACCCGAGAUGGAAAAAUGAUAGAUUUAACAACUGGUAGUCCAUGGGAAACAGUCAUCUUAACGACUUUAAAUCGUGACCGUCAGAUACUCUCAGAAUUAUUAAAUGAAGCACAUAAAUUUGCAUUGGAUUCACAAGAAGGGAAAACUGUUAUUUUUACUAGUUGGGGAACUGAAUGGAAACCUUUUGGAUUACCUAGAAAAAGACGAAUGUUGAAUUCAGUAAUAUUAGAUCAAGGAGUUAAAGAAAGGGUAGUAAAUGAUGUUAGGGAAUUUAUUAGUAAAGGCCAGUGGUAUAGUGAACGAGGAAUUCCAUAUCGUCGAGGAUAUUUGUUGUAUGGUCCUCCAGGAAGCGGAAAAAGUAGUUUUAUACAAGCAUUAGCGGGAGAAUUACAAUAUAAUAUUUGUAUUUUAAAUAUUAGUGAACGUGGUUUAACGGAUGAUCGUUUAAAUCAUCUAUUAAGUAAUGCACCAGAACAUAGUAUUAUGUUAUUGGAAGAUAUAGAUGUUGCUUUUACAAGGAGGAACAAACCAGAUGAACAAGGUUAUCACUCAAUGGUUACAUUUAGUGGAUUAUUAAAUGCUUUAGAUGGAGUUGUUGCAGCUGAAGAACGAAUUAUAUUUAUGACAACUAAUCAUGUGGAUCGACUUGAUAAAGCAUUAAUACGUCCAGGUCGAGUAGAUGUUAAAGAACUUUUUGAUGUAGCCAGUGAAUAUCAAAUAUGUUCAAUGUUCUUAAGAUUUUAUGAGGGAAAAAUCGAAUUAGCUGAAAAAUUUAGUCAACAGGUUAAGGGUAAAGGAGUUAGUACGGCUCAAUUACAAGGUCAUUUUGUUUUUUAUAAGAAUGAUCCAGAAGGUGCAGUCGCAAAUGCGGAUUCUUUGAUUCAA